Molecule: messenger RNA, 781 nt
Organism: Protopterus annectens (West African lungfish)
Lineage: Eukaryota; Metazoa; Chordata; Ceratodontiformes; Protopteridae
Product: 39S ribosomal protein L23, mitochondrial-like
Exons: 5
Coding region: 212-673 (153 amino acids)
Biological process (GO): mitochondrial translation
Cellular component (GO): ribosome; mitochondrial large ribosomal subunit
Molecular function (GO): structural constituent of ribosome
Source: RefSeq, a predicted model, not a curated record
CGGCGUUAGUGUCACAUGACAGGAAGAAUGCGCUUGUAGUUUUUCACGUGGGUUUUAUAGUACUCUUGUUUACAGAAUUGUUUGUAAGUAAUGUAAGGUAGUUUUCUCUUAUCGUCGUUUGGGUGUUACAGCGUGAAUCUUAGAAUUAGGAAUUUCUUGUUUAUAUACAAGCUUUGAUCGGGUGCCUGAUUAACGAGUGUACAAGGUCACCAUGGCUACUAAAGUCCUGUACCCACUGUACCAGCGAGGAAACCCACAGCUGAGGAUCUUUCGUACUAAUUUCUUUCUUACUCUUGUUAGACCUGGGAAGGAGCAACCACCAGAUACAGUGCAGUUCCGGAUUCCUAUGGAAAUGUCCAAAUUUGAUGUGAAAAACUACCUGGGGUCGAUCUAUAAUGUGCAAGUAGCAGAUGUAAGGACACGGAUACAGUAUGGUACUAAUCGGAAGAGGAACCACUUGAAUCAAAAGGUGAAAACUCCAGACUAUAAAGUAGCUUAUGUGCAGCUGAGUAAGGGGCAGACCUUUGAAUUUCCAGACCUUUUCCCACAAAAAGACCAUACUCCUAAACCUGACUCGAUGGAAGACAUUCAGAGGAAGUUCUUGGAAGAUGAACAACAGAGGCAGAAAAUGGACCCUAGAAGAGGGGGAGUUACUGAUUGGUUUGGACUGUAAGAGGUUCUUAAUGGAUGGAGAGACGCUUAUUGAGAGAGUACACCUUUUUGUUAAGAAGGAGUACUAUGCUGCAUUAAUUCUUUAAAUAAAAAUAAAAUUCCAAACUGA